AAGUGAAUUUAUUUUUAUUUAAAAGCUUUAAAAGUGGCUAUACUAUUCUAAAGUGUGUUAAAUUAAAUUAAAAAAAAAUUAAAUACGGUCAAAUACGUGAAAAACAAAAUUUAACAGACGUGUACGUUAUGUUGGUUCAUUUUUAACUGGGUAAUAGUUAAUUGGGUGCAAAGACGACUCGAAGAGUGUACGCAGGCGAACGAGAUAAGGGCAGUUUAUAUAUGAAGGAGUAAAGCGCGCGCGCCAGUCUGCCGUUGCCACUCGCCAUGCCGGCCUGUGCGUCUGAGUACCGCCUCAUGCGGUCAGCUACCGAGCUCACCCUCUCUCCGCGCGUCAAGAGAUGUUCGCACCAACCACCACCCUUUACGGCGUUGCGGCGUUCCUUCUCAUCAACGUUUUCUCUUAUCCCCGAAGAGCGAGCCGUUCCGCCUGAGCAUCCGCCAUCACUACCGCGAUUGAUUCAAAUUCUGACAUGGAUACCCAGCCAAUUUCUUCGACCUUUCUUCGCCCUGUUCAGUUUUAUAGCUCAUCCAGCCUGGAGACAGAUAUUAGUUGUGUUACCCACCUUAUGGAUCGCAGCAUCGCUUUUUAUUUUUUGGAAGUGCGUUCAAUGCCCUAUUGGAUUUUUGAAGAUGAUCGGAAGUGCGAUCUCGAGGAAUGUUGACCAGCAACGGACUGUACUCAUUAGCGGAGGGAGUUCUGUUCAAGCCUUACAUUUAGCCAGAAACUUUCACUCUGCUGGAGCCAAAGUGAUUGCUUUCGAAGUAGAAGGACAAUUUACCUUAUUAAAGUAUUCAGCUGCUGUUCACAAAUUUUAUACUGUUCCUCGGCCAAAUCCAGCGGAUCCCUUGGCAUAUGCAAGAUCCUUGAAAGAAAUAGUGGAAAGAGAAUCUGUUGUGUUCUAUAUUCCUGUCAGCUCAACGACGCCAGCAUACUACGACGCCUUAGCUAAGCCUCAUUUAGAAGUGAUAGGUUGUCAAUGUUUCGUACCGAGUGCGCGGGACGUAAUUACCUUGGAUGACCCGUUGGAAUUGAUGCGAAUGUGCCGUGUGGCUAGUUUGCCUACACCUCAGUUCUGGGUUGUAACUAGUGAAGAGGAUGUACGAGCGUGGUACGACAACGGUACGUCAAAGGAAGGCCGUCAUUUUAUUGCUAGCGCUGGUGCACGAGGCGCUAGGGAUCGACUACGAUUUGUUAUGCCAGAAGAUAAGGCACAUUUUAGAUUUCCACGAGAAAUAAGUGUUGAAAAACCUUGGGUUAUCGUGAGAGAACCAAAAGGAGAAAGGUUUGUAACUUGCACCACUUUAAAAGAGUCUCGCGCUGUUAAUAAUGUAACCUGUCGCGUAGAUCCUUCGAAAAAAGGUCUUGUGCCGCAAAAGGAUGGAGAAGCCGACGCUUGGGUUCAAAGAUUUGUUACUUGCAUUUCGCCAUCUAAGCCUAUGACGGGACACAUAUCAUUCAGAUUAGUACGUGAAGAAAAUACGGCUAAUGGACAGGGAAGCGGAAUGGUCGCGAUCGGAGCACGCGUCGGAGUGUCUCUGCCCUACUUGUGUCAAGGAGCAAAAAGAUGUGGUCAUACAGCGACUGUGGGCAAGUUGUUGAAUACUGUGCUCGACACACGUGAAGCAUUAUUCGCAUUUUGGGAUCCGUUACCCUAUUGCGCAUACUACCAAUCUCGAUCGCCUGAGGAUCGGAGGCCGCCGACGCCAGAGCCAUGCAAGACUCCACCAAAUUUACCUCUUUGAAAGCCUCACGCGAGGCUGAUAUGCCUCACAUAGUCGCUAAGGUGAUUAUUUAUUAAGACGCUCGAGUACCUGAAGAGUGCGUGAGUGCAAGGUUCUGAUGCUGUCCUCGGAGUCACGCUCUCUGUUUCAGUUGUCCUCUCGCUCGGACGACAGAUAAAAGUUCGUGGAGUCAGAGGACGAUAUUAUUUUGUAACUACUAAGUAGAUAUUAUUACAUGAGAAUUACAUUUUAUGAUUGUAGACUUUUUAUUAAUUUCACGAAUUAAUAUUACAUGUCUAUAAUUUUUUAUACAGAAAUAAAAUAUGAAAAAGGUAUGAUAAAUAAUUUAUUAGACUGUUUUGUUUCAUAUUUUUUAAAAUAUUUUCUGUGUAUAUAUAUGAUGAUUUAAAUGUUACUCAAAAGUUUAUGUUAUAAGUUGCGUUUGUUAUGCCGUGUAUGUUGUUUGUAUAAUUAUAUCAAAAAGUCUGUAAGGAUGUCAAGAGAUCACAAAGAUUGUGCAUCUAGGUUUAAGUCCAAAUGGUGCCACGUAAUGUUUUUUUUUAUCCCAUAUAAUAAUAAUUAUGUUGUACUUGUAACGGGAGAUAAAAAUGUAUCCCCUUAUUUAUUCUUGUUUUAUUCAAUAAAAAUUCAGGAAUAUUA
Molecule: messenger RNA, 2384 nt
Organism: Nymphalis io (European peacock)
Lineage: Eukaryota; Metazoa; Arthropoda; Insecta; Lepidoptera; Nymphalidae
Exons: 1
Coding region: 267-1745 (492 amino acids)
Source: RefSeq, a predicted model, not a curated record